This is a messenger RNA of Serpula lacrymans var. lacrymans S7.9, 1653 nucleotides long. RefSeq lists its product as uncharacterized. NCBI's taxonomy places the organism in Eukaryota, Fungi, Basidiomycota, Agaricomycetes, Boletales, Serpulaceae. The transcript is spliced from 10 exons. Gene Ontology annotation, cellular component: cytoplasm; nucleus. Gene Ontology annotation, molecular function: nucleic acid binding; 3'-5' exonuclease activity. Gene Ontology annotation, biological process: nucleobase-containing compound metabolic process. Bases 1 to 1653 code for a protein of 550 amino acids. The record is from RefSeq and is a predicted model, not a curated record.
AUGACUCCCAAAUACCGUGUUCUCGCCUCUCCUCCUCGAAUUGGCUCUCGAGCGAAGGAGUUUUCACGGUGCACACACGCAUAUGAUAAAUUUGCACAGGCGCAAGAAAGUCAACAAGAGCCCAAGGAUGAUUCUUCUGAUAGUUCGAUUGAAAUUAUCGAUGUGGUAUUCGCGCCGAAGAAAAAAGAAGAUACAAAAGCCUAUAGUUCAAGGCCCAUACAUCCGUUUUUCCUGAAAAACAAUCCCCGUGAAGCUGCCACUAAGACUCACAAGGAUUUCGCUGGACAACAUACAAAAACUACCAGUACAAAGCAAAGGGAGGGCGCGGGCGCAGCGGCUGUCACCUCAAAGAAGAGGGAAUUCAAGAAUGCUGCAGCCACCAACACCGACGAUCCAUAUAAUGCUUGCUCCCCUGGGGACGAUUUAUUCUUACCGCUAUAUGCAGACAAAACUGAAAAUCUAGAAAGCUUCUCGCGACCAAUCUCUACUUCACUCACAGGAGACCCAACUGAUAAUACAAGCAGCGAACAGAGUCCCACUGGUGGAACUGACCUCCCGACAAUACCUCCACGCAAAGUAAAGAAAAAUCCUGCGACAAAGCUGUCAAAUUUGAAGAAUACCCCUGCUUCGGAUAUCAUAGGCGAAAAAUCUCCAAAGACAUAUAUACCUCAAGACUCCUCCAAUGAACAUAUUAAAAGUAUUCUUCCGUUAUAUUCGUACUUGGAUUAUUCGCCAAAAGCUUCAGCUGUAUACAUCAAAAAUGAGGAACAAGCUAACGAACUAGUGAAGACAUUAGAAGGUCCUUUGGGGUUUGACCUGGAAUGGAGAGUCAUGUGGUCUGCGGGAGCAGCUGAAAGGCGCACUGCCGCUAUGAAAAGGUUUCCGCAAGGAGUACUUGAUAUUAUUGAAUCCCCCAGUGUAGUCAAAACGGGAGCCAACAUUCUCAAUGAUGGCGAGAAGUUAUUCCGCGAUUUCGGCAUACACGCGCGUAAUUUGGUGGAACUUGGUUCGCUCGCUCGACAGGCUGAUCCACGCUUUGUGACCGUGUACAAUCGGCAGAUAGUUAGCCUAGCGAAGAUGGUGGCAAUGUAUCUCCAUAAAACACUCAAGAAGGGUAAAGAACGCACCGCAAACUGGGAAGGUGUUCUGAAUAGCAAGAUGAUCGAGUAUGCUGCGAGCGAUGCACAUUGUGCAUUGAUGGUCCACGAGAGACUAAUCCAUAUCGCUGCGAAGGCAGGAAGAGCUUUGGACCCAUCUGCAUCCACCAGUGUAGUUAACACCGAUCGAAGCUCAAAGUUGAACCAAACUUCUCGGACAAUAUCUAAUUCUAGUCAAGGCUCCGGAUCGACGCAAUUUUCACGGACCAGCUUUGCUGUUGCAUACAAUGAACCACCCAGGCCCCAACACUUACGCGCAUUUAACUUGUGGCAUCACAGAAAGAUGCCUUUGAAAGAAAUGUGCAUGACAUUGAAAAGUAAAGAUAGAGCCGAGCCAUUAAAAGAGAGCACAGUAAUAUCGUAUGUUAUCGGUGCCUUGCAAGCAGACACUUCGCUACCAUUCAAUAUGGAUAAGUUAAAAGAACUAGUACGGAUGGAAUCAAGUAGCUGGCAGCGGCACAGACAGUGGAUCCUGGAAAAUGGAAGCCGUUCAUAA